This is a messenger RNA of Penaeus monodon (black tiger shrimp), 875 nucleotides long. RefSeq lists its product as uncharacterized. The transcript has 3 exons. NCBI's taxonomy places the organism in Eukaryota, Metazoa, Arthropoda, Malacostraca, Decapoda, Penaeidae. The record is from RefSeq and is a predicted model, not a curated record. Bases 1 to 471 code for a protein of 156 amino acids.
AUGACUCUAAAGCCAAGUGUUCUUCUUGUUCUCGCCUUGGCGUUCUGUGCUGCUGCCAUACCCUCUCGUCAGCCUGGCUUCGUCUACUCCUACGGCCAUCCACUCGUCCACUCCUCCUACCCCGUCGUCAAUUCUGCAAAGGCCCAUACCCCCGCCAGCACCGUCUCCCUCGUCUACAACUACGGUCACAAUUUCCCCCAAACCUACAACUACCCCCACACCUUCCCUUACGCCUUCCCCUACACCUUCCCUUACACUUACCCUUUCGUGAUCAAGACUGACGAGGCCCUCGAGGAGGAACCUAUGACUGAGGAGGAAGUUGCAGGCAUGGAAGAGCUCAUGGCUGAGGAAAUAGCUGAAGAAUAUAUGGCUGAGGAAGAACGCAUGGCUGAGGAAGAACGCAUGGCUGAGGAGGAACUUAUUGCUGAGGAGAAAGCCGCAACUGAGGACGAUCCCGUUACUGAGGAAUAGGACGACACUCAGAUUCCUUCCUCACUGGGACUGGGAGGAGAAAUCGCGAGUCCACGUAGUCUCGUCUGGCGAGAAUUUCGAAGGACUCGUUGAGCCUCUCUAGCUUCCCUUAUAAACGAGAUCUGUAAGCUUAGCCUUCGUUGCAGCAGGGAAUGACAUUCUGAAAAUAUGAAUGCCUCUAGUCUCGCUGACCCUACUUUAUAACCAGAUCUAGGCACUGAUAUGCGAUCUGGUGAAAAUUCCUAUUGCUAGCAUUGGAACUUUCGUUGUUAACUUUUUCUGGGAUUAUCAUACAGGUUACUGGUCUACCAAACACCAAAGUACAAAACCUACUGCAUAAUUUAUUUGAACCUUUCCUUUUUUAACUUUCUGAAUCGGGUAUUAGAUAAAGAGAGAGUAAAUAU